Octopus bimaculoides (California two-spot octopus) is the source of this 3391-nucleotide messenger RNA. Its product is annotated as transient receptor potential cation channel subfamily M member-like 2. Gene Ontology annotation, molecular function: ligand-gated calcium channel activity. Gene Ontology annotation, biological process: calcium ion transmembrane transport. NCBI's taxonomy places the organism in Eukaryota, Metazoa, Mollusca, Cephalopoda, Octopoda, Octopodidae. Gene Ontology annotation, cellular component: plasma membrane. The record is from RefSeq and is a predicted model, not a curated record.
AGUUUAACGUCAGCUGUUUAUUUGGUUUAGGUAUGUCUUUGACAGAUGCAUUAGUGAUGAGGAAGAGGUAUUAAGUCCAUCUGAGAGUACUGAUGCAUUUGGUGAAGUAAAGUUUGUAGGAUAUGGCCGGAAAAUUGCAAAGUUUGUCCGUGCAGAUCACAAAAUUUCUAUGGAAAUAAUAAUUUAUAUGAUAAGAAAUAUGUGGAGUUUAUCAUUGCCAAAGCUACUUAUUUCUGUGACUGGAGGAAGAAAAGACUUCUUGUUGAGUUCACAUCUUAAAGAAGCUUUUGGAUAUGGUUUGGUAAAAGCUGCAAGAAGUACAGGUGCCUGGAUCAUGAGUGCAGGUUUACAUACUGGAGUUGUGAAAUAUACUGGAAAAGCUAUAUAUGAUAAUGAAAGCACAUUGACAGGUAGCAAUAAACUGGUGACGAUUAGUAUUGCAGCAUGGAACUGCGUACGAAACAAGGACACAUUAAGGAAAGAGGAUGGAUCAUGGCCUGCAGAGUAUUAUAUAACAGACGAUGAUUCUUGCUCAAGAACAUGUCCUUUGGAUCCAAAUCAUUCACAUUUCAUCCUUGUUGAUAAUGGUACCUCAGACACUUUUGGGGUAGAAACUGACUUCAGAAAAACGCUAGAAAAUGCUAUUGUACAAAAUAAAAUUGAAGAGUCAAAAGUCAAGAUUCCAGCUGUUGUAAUAAUGGUUGAAGGUGGACCUGGAACUCUGAAGUCAGUUUGUGAUUCAAUAUCACGCAACAUUCCAGUUGUAAUAGUAAAGGGAUCUGGUCGGGCAGCAGACGUUAUGGCAGAUGCUUAUCAAACUGUACUUGAGAAUGCAAAUGAAAAGGGCAAAUACAUAACUGAUGGGAAACUGGAAAAUGACAUCAGAAAAAUAAUUUGUAAAGAAUUUGAAUAUUACGAACCGCUAGACUUGUUGGUAAGAUGUAUGUUGGAUUCUCUAAAACAACUGAAUUUGGUAACGCUUUUUGAAUCCGAUUCAGCUGAAGAGUUUGAUGUAGUAGUCUUGAAGGCUCUGUUCAAAGCAAACAAUGACAAAUUAGAAAAUUUGAGGCUUGCAUUGGAAUGGAACAGAAUUGAUAUUGCAAAGAAUGAACUAUUUACUGAAGAAAUUCUCUGGCCGACUGGUUCCUUGAACAAUUUUAUGUUAUUUGCACUGCGGGAAGAUCGUGUUGACUUUGUGAAACUUUUCAUGAAACAUGGAGUUAGCUUGAAAGAAUUAUUAACUGAAAACAAUAUUGAAAGCUUGUUCAAAAUGAAAAAUAAAGAUAUUAGCAUUAAAGAUGGAGUUUCUUUACUCAAUAACCUCAUGAAUGAUGGAUAUUUUGCAGAAAGGAAAACAGAUAGCUUUCACAUUGCAAUAAAAUUGUUCUUAUGGGCAUUGUUUUUGAACAGAAAAGAAAUGGCUUUUCUAUUUUGGAAAGAAGGCAUGGGCGCGUUACCAUCUGCUCUAAUUGCGAAUAAGUUGCUCAUAUCAUUGAAAGAAAAGUGUAAAGAUUAUGACAAAAGGAUCCAACUACAGGAACAUGCUGAUCUUUAUGAAGAACAUGCCAUUGGAGUUUUGACUGAAUGUUACUACGCAGAUGAAAAAGGGACAUUAGAUUUACUGCUGCUACAACGGAAAUCUUGGAAUGAUGCUUCAUGCAUGAAAAUAGCAUUUAAUGUUAACAAUAAGAAAUUUGUAUCCCAGGCUGCUUGUCAGUCUUUGUUGACCAAAAUUUGGAUGGGAAAAAUGAGUAAAAAGACCAAAAUAUGGAUGUUGCUACUCUGUACAUUGUGCCCAUUGUUUAUAUUUUUGAUAUGUUUUCAUGACAACGACGACCAGGACGAUGAUGAAGAAACGAACAAAUCAUCUAGAUGUUGCUGCAAGUCAUGUGGAGAAUGUUGCAGUAUGUUCUACAGAUGCGCAUCAUUUUAUAAUACUCCUGUCGUAAAGUUUUUGAGCAAUUUGAUAUUUUAUAUAAUUUUCCUUGGAAUUUAUAGCUAUGUGUUACUUGUUGAGCUGAAACCUCAGAUUUUUUAUCUAGAAUGGCUUCUUAUUGUGUGGGUGAUUGGAAUAUUUACAGAAGAAAUACACCAGAUUUUCAAAAGAGACAUGAUGUUAACAAAAAGUUCUAACUCACUUCGCUCAAAAUUAAUCAAUUACAUCUGUGACAUUUGGAAUGUUGUUGAUGUUAUAACUAUUAUCUUGUUCAGCAUGGGGUACGUUCUUCGAUUUCUGAAACUGGAUGAUUAUGCCAAAGUGGUGCUUAGUUUAAACUUGAUCUCCUUUUACAUCCGGUUUCUUUAUAUGCUCUCAUUCCAUAGACAUCUUGGACCGAAGCUUAUAAUGAUUAAGAAAAUGAUGCAAGACCUUGGAUAUUUUAUCAUAAUUCUAUUUGUCUUAAUGAUUGCCUAUGGCAUUGCUUCCCAGUCAAUUCUCUAUCCAAGUGCUCCAGUUUCUUAUGAUUUGUUUAAAAGAGUAUUUAGGAAAGCUUAUUUUCAUAUGUAUGGAGAACUUUUUCUUGAAGAAUAUGAAGAUUGUAAUGUGAGCGACAGCAAAUGUCCUUCUGAACUUGGUUCAUAUGUUGCACCAAUUUUGAUGUGUAUAUAUAUUUUACUAACAAAUAUUUUGCUUCUCAAUUUACUGAUUGCCAUGUUCAGUUCUACUUUUCAAAAAGUGCAGGAAAAAAGUCAUCUCCAUUGGUCCUUCCAGAGAUAUGAACUAAUCUUUGAGUUUUCUAUCCGCCCUCCUCUGCCUCCUCCUUUCAUACUGCUCUGUAACAUCUACCAGUUCUGUCGUUAUCUGUGUGAAAAAGCAAGUCAUAAACAACCUGAUAGAAAAUCUGCAUUUUUAAGGAUACAUGAAACCGAUUUGGAAAAAGAAAACGAAAAAAAUUUAAUUCUCUGGGAAGAUCAGAUGGUUGACUCUUACAUUGCAAGGCAAAAUAAAUCUGACAGUAAAAAGAAUUUAAUUGACCAAUUAGAAAUUUCUAAAUAUGAAAGUUCACAGAAUAUUUCAUUCUCAGAACCUGAAAAGGAAUUUACUAAAAGUGCAAAUAUUUUAAAUCAGAGGCUGCAAAACAUUGAAGAAAAGAUAAAUAAUAUUGAUACAACUCUUGCAGUAUUGAAAGAAAAUCUCAUGGUAAGAAAACAUUGAGAAGAGGGCCCUGGAGGAAUGUUUACUGAAUGUGGUGAAGCAGACUUUUGCUUUGAGAAUAGCCAACUAAGAAUAUAAUUGACAUUUACUGUACUUAAAGUAUCAGUUACAUACUAAAUCAUAAAUAAACCAUAAGCAACAGCAACACUAGCACCAGGAGUGGAUGUUGUUGUUGUUAAUGAUUUUUGGACAGUUCGAGGAAAAAAUUAUUAAUAAAGCUUAAAAUAUAAAAAGGAA